Loxodonta africana (African savanna elephant) is the source of this 632-nucleotide messenger RNA. Its product is annotated as histone H2A.Z-like. Gene Ontology annotation, molecular function: DNA binding; protein heterodimerization activity; structural constituent of chromatin. Lineage: Eukaryota; Metazoa; Chordata; Mammalia; Proboscidea; Elephantidae. The coding region runs from base 109 to 384 and encodes 91 amino acids. Gene Ontology annotation, biological process: heterochromatin formation. The record is from RefSeq and is a predicted model, not a curated record. Gene Ontology annotation, cellular component: chromatin; nucleosome. The transcript has a single exon.
ACACAGGCAGUUUGAAUUGAGGUGUGGCCGAGUAGCUGGUGGGAUCCAGCUGAGUGUUUGACUAGACUUUUCUCUGCCUUGCUUGUUUGAGCUUCAGCAGAAUUCGAAAUGGCUGGCAGCAAGGCUGGGAAGGACUCCAGAAAGGACAACACAAAGGUAGUUUCCCACUCACAGAGAGCCGGCUUGCAGUUUCCGGUGGGCCAUAUUCAUGGGCACCUGAAAUCUAGGACGACCAACCUUGGAUGUGUGGGUGAGACUGCCACUGUGUACAGCGCAGCCAUCCUGGAGUACCUCACCUCAGAGGUACUUGAACUGGCAGGAAAUGCAUCUAAAGACUUAAAGGUGAGGUGUAUUACCCCUUGUCACUUGCAACUUGCUAUUUGAGGAGAUGAAGAAUUGGACUGUCUUAUCCAGGCUACAAUUGCUGGUGAUGGUGUCAUUACCCACAUCCACAAAUAUCUGAUUGGAAGAAAGGACAACAUAAGACUGUUUAAUGGAUACCUGGUUGUUGUUGUCAGGUGCCAUCGAGUUGAUUUUGACUCAUAGCAACCCUACGGACAACAGAAUGAAAUACUGCCCUCUCCUGUGCCAUCCUCAUAACUGUUGCUAUGCUCGAGUCCAUUGUUGCAGCC